AUGAAACGAAAAACAGAAAUAUUUAUUGCUAUUACAGUAGUCACUGCAGUGACAUGUUACUUAUUUAAAAAAAUAAUAAAUAGACAAAAGUCUGAUUAUACAUCAAUAAAACAGGAAGCAGAUAAAUAUUUUAUACAAGAAGAUUAUAAAAAUGCUAUUCUGUUGUACACUAAAUGUAAAUAUAUGAAAAGUGAUGCUGAAAUUCUUACUAAAAUUAGUCUCUGUAAUUAUUUCUUAAAAAAUUAUCAAGAAGUUAUAAAUAAUUCUUUAUUUAAGACAAAUAAUAAAGAUCUAAUAAAAAUAAGAUCUGAAUGUUACAAGCAGAUGGGAAAUAAAAAAAAAUUUCUUAAAGAUUUAGCACUUUAUGAAACAUUUGCUAAUAAUAAAGAAGUCCAAGAUGAAAUUAUGCAGACUGUUAAGGAAAUUUGUGAAGAAGAAGUGAGUGAGUUUAUUGAACAAGAAGGCUUAAAAAUUAAUAAAGAAGAUGUGCUAAGAGGACUUGUUUCAAUAAAAAAUAUAAAUGAGAUUUAUGAUGCAUUUGGAGGUAAAUCUAAGAAGUUUAAAUUUUCUAAUGAUGAAAAGGAAGUGUUAAAUCUUCUUAAUGCCAUUAUUUUACACCUAAAAGGAAAAAAAGAACAGGCAAUUCUUUUAUUAGAAAAAUCUACUUAUAAAUACAGUAUCUUGUAUAGAGCAUAUUUUCUUACAUUGAAGAAUGAAUAUAUUUCAUCUUCAUUGCCUUUAGAUGACGAGAUUACUACGCUUUACUUGUAUUCUAAGAUUUUUAAAGAUAAAUCUGAUACUUACCUUAAAUCUGCUAUAGAUAAAUCAGUAGAUCUACCUAUUGAACAGAAAGACUUUCUGUACGUAGAUCUUCUUGUAUUUUACAUUUCUAAAAAGGAUGUUGAAAAAGUUAAUGAAACAAUUAAUAAUUUAAAAGAGACUCUUACCCCCACUUUAUUGGAACUUAUUGGAGAAUAUUAUUUAAAAAGUGGAAAUCACUCUAAAAUGUUAGAUCUAUUAUCUAGUCAUCCAGAUACUCCUGGUAAAUUACUUUUAACGGCACUUUAUGCAAUAAGUAUUGAUAAGAAAAAGGAUGCUAUAGAAAUUUUAUAUAGAAGUAUAUCAGAAUAUUCAUCUUAUUUUAAAUCUUAUUUGUAUUUAGGAAAUAUUUUAAUAAAUGAUGACUUAAAUGAAUGCAGGAAAUUGUUUAAUACAUCACUUCAAUAUUGUUGUAAUUCUGAUGAGGUUUUUAUUGUUAAGCAGUCACUUAUUUUAAUAGAAGUACAUGAAUACAUCAAAGAAAAUAAAAUAUAA
Messenger RNA from Vairimorpha ceranae, 1314 nucleotides. Its product is annotated as mitochondrial translocase. Bases 1 to 1314 code for a protein of 437 amino acids. The record is from RefSeq and is a predicted model, not a curated record. Lineage: Eukaryota; Fungi; Microsporidia; Nosematidae. The transcript has a single exon. Gene Ontology annotation, molecular function: protein binding.